CUGAGACACACGAGUUCAGCUGGCAUGAGGGGACAAGUCAAAGGUGGAAGGCUUCGGGCUGGUGGGAGAGAAGGGGGCCUGGACCUGGGUUUGGAAAGGAGAAGGACAUCGUCCCUCCAGGACUGUGAGCAGGAUGGACUCCAGGCCUGGGCUCCUAGCCAGAAGCUGCAGGGGGCUUGGCCAGCAGGAGGGAGAAACAACUCAUCUGUGCCUUCCAGCUCCGAGACAGAAAAUGUCUGCUGAUGGUGGAAGCAUCCAGGCUACCCAGAACAAGGAGAGCACCCGAGAGGUUCCAGGUCAUGGGCAUCCUUGUCAACAAAUGCUUUCCGAGUUGGAGGAAGCAGUGCCUUUGGGAGCCGCUUGGGAGUCACACCACAUCAAGAUGGAGCCAGAAGAGCCGCAUCCUGAGGGAGUGCCCCAGGGGCACAGGGCUCAAGGAGCGCAGAGCCGGGCGCCUCUGAGCCAGGGCUCUAAGGAGAAAGCUCUCUUCCUGCCUGGAGGAGCCCUCCCCUCCCUGCAGGUCCCCGUGCUUGCCCGCGAGGGGAGGACCAGAGACCGGCAGAUGGCCGCGGCUCUCCUCACCGCCUGGUCCCAGAUGCCAGUGACCUUUGAGGAUGUGGCUCUGUACCUGUCCCGGGAGGAGUGGGGGCGGCUCGACCACACACAGCAGAGCUUCUACAGGGACGUCCUGCAGAAGAGGAACGGGCUGUCCUUGGGGUUUCCCUUCAGCAGGCCUUUCUGGGCCCCCCAAGUGCAGGGCAAGGGCGAGGCCUCAAGUUCGUGCCGGCGAACAGGAGACGAGGUGGAGGAGAAGACAGGAGCCAUUGAGGCGGGAGAGGAGCCCACCCCAUCCCUGGCAGCCCUUGGGGAUGCGAAAGCCUUCAGAAGCCAGGUGGGUAGAGCCCAGGGGGCCACUCUACAGUGCGGGAGGCAGGUGGCCGGCAGCCAGAGCUCAGGGCCACCCAAAGAUGAUGGACAGCCUGGUCCUCCAAAGGAGGGACUGCUGAAACCAGCCCCACCUGACACCGGUCCCCCGAAAGCCCAGGAGGGCUGCCUCCCAGAGAAACCCAGAGAGGAGGAGACAGGCGGCCCUGAGAGCAGUGAGGAGGGCCUGUCCCCGGAGGGUGAUGCCAGCAAGAAGACCUACAAGUGUGAGCAGUGUGGCAAGGGCUUCAGCUGGCACUCCCACCUGGUGACGCACCGGCGCACGCACACCGGCGAGAAGCCCUACGCCUGCACGGACUGCGGCAAGCGCUUCGGCCGCAGCUCCCACCUCAUACAACACCAGAUCAUCCACACGGGCGAGAAGCCCUACACGUGCCCCUCCUGCUGGAAGAGCUUCAGCCACCACUCCACACUGAUCCAGCACCAGCGCAUCCACACGGGCGAGAAGCCCUACGUGUGCGACUGCUGCGCCAAGCGCUUCACCCGCCGCUCGGACCUGGUCACCCACCAGGGCACCCACACGGGCGCCAAGCCCCACAAGUGCCCCAUCUGCAGCAAGUGCUUCACGCAGAGCUCGGCCCUGGUCACCCACCAGCGCACCCACACUGGUGUCAAGCCCUACCCGUGCCCCGAGUGCGGCAAGUGCUUCAGCCAGCGCUCCAACCUCAUCGCCCACAACCGCACGCACACGGGCGAGAAGCCCUACCACUGCCUCGACUGCGGCAAGAGCUUCAGCCACAGCUCGCACCUCACCGCCCACCAGCGCACCCAUCGUGGCGUCCGGCCCUACUCCUGCCCGCUCUGCGGCAAGAGCUUCAGCCGGCGCUCCAACCUGCACCGGCAUGAGAAGAUCCACACCACGGGGCCCAAGGCCCUGGCCAUGCUGAUGCUGGGGGCGGCAGGGACUCUGGCGGCGCCCCCGCCUGCACCCACCUAGGCGGCCCUGAGGGAGCAUCCCGGCCCUGGGGCAGCGAGGGCAGCAGCUGUGGGAGUGAGGGGAUGUGGCAGGAGGCCGGGGAGGUGCUGGCAUGGGGUGGGGCAUGGCAAUGUGGGAGGAGCUAGGGUGAGGAGCAGGCACGCAAGCUGCAAAAUAAAGGCCUUGGAAUUGAAGGGCAGCUUAUAGCUCUGUCUCACGAGGCCCUGGAGGCUGUCCGGGACCGGGUGCUUCUGGGUGAGCCAGGCUGGCAUGCUUGAGGCCUCCCUGAGUCAUCACUCUUGGGGCGUGAGCCCUCUCCUCCACAGCCGUGACCUGGCUUGGAGCCUGUUCCAGAGCGUGGGGCCAUAAAUCUACAGGCAAAGGCUUCUGAGCACAGGUUCCCAAACCUGAAGCAUGCCAGGCACUUCGGAAACUGUAGGCCCCAACCCCUUGGCGAGGUGUCUGCUGCCACCGUCACUCUCGUCCCAGGAGCACUGCCCACUGAGCCCUGGACCCUCCACCGGUCCCUUGGGAGCGAGCAGCAGGCCAGUGCCGGCUUGGGCACUUGUGCUCAUUAUCUCCUGCCCACCCUGUCUCCCAUCUCAGGCAACAGGGACUGACUUCCGUCUGCCUCCACUGGGGUAUGGCUGUCACCCAGUGAAAAUUCCUCACUUACCAGGGACCACUCCCUCCGGUCCCUUCUGAGGCUGCUGCCAGCAACCUCCACUACUGCUCACAUCCUUGGCCUGACCCUACACAUCCUUUAUAAUCCCGCAGCCUCCCACCCUCCAUCACUGCCUGGCUUUUUUACUCUUGGCCUUCUAGUUUUUUACUUCUGUAGCUUCUAUUUCCUAUUCUCUACUUCUUUUCUUGGGGAGGUGUGGGCUCAGCAUGCUUAUUAUCCAAGAUUUGCAGCUCAGCUCCCAAGAUAACAUGCAGUUCUGACACCAAGUGCCCUUGAGGAUCUGUGUCAGGGAGGCUGUUGCAACCUCAUCUGUCUCCGUGGAUCACAGGGCCAGCAGGGUGGCUGCAGCCCUGGUGGCUUCCCCCUCUAAGGCAUGUAGUCGUUUGAGAUGGUGGACGGAGAAUAGUAAUGACGGCUGCCAGUUGUUGAGCAGCUGCCCUGCCAGGCAUGGGGCCAAGCACCAUAUGUAUGUCACCUCUGCUUUCCACAACUCUGAGCAGUGGGUUUUAUAGACAAACACACUGAGAGCAAUAGUCCAAUGAUUAGCCCAAAGUCAUACAACCAGAGAACUGGAAGCUGGGGUUUUUAUCCAGGGAUUUUGUCAUGUAACGGAGGCCCUUAUUUCCAUGCACCCAAAAAGCUAUUGACUGUUAUUAGUGCAUAAUAUUGUGAGGCAAUGUUGUCUAAAGAAGAGUAAGAAAGACAGUAGACUUGACCUCCAGGAAUUCUGGACUCAGCUGGAAAUGGAGGCGGGGGGUGGCACGUGAAAUCAGACCAACACCAGGAAGGUGCUAACUAGCGGGAGGUCUCAGUGGGAUCUGGGGUUGAGUUGUCGGCAGGACUGGUGGAGAAUUAGACGGCUCUUAAUUAAAGAGUGGGAAAGAAGGGGAUUUCCUCCUGUCAGCUUGGCUCCGGUCAAAUCA
Messenger RNA from Manis javanica (Malayan pangolin), 3469 nucleotides. It is a transcript of the gene ZNF205, whose product is annotated as zinc finger protein 205. The record is from RefSeq and is a predicted model, not a curated record. Gene Ontology annotation, molecular function: RNA polymerase II transcription regulatory region sequence-specific DNA binding; DNA-binding transcription factor activity, RNA polymerase II-specific. Lineage: Eukaryota; Metazoa; Chordata; Mammalia; Pholidota; Manidae. Gene Ontology annotation, biological process: embryo development; regulation of transcription by RNA polymerase II. Gene Ontology annotation, cellular component: nucleus.